AUGUAUACAUGGGAUUUGGGGAAUGGCAAAGUGAGCCUUUGGCUUGACAACUGGUGCCCAAAGGACUGGCUUGGGCCCUCCCCUUCAGACUUUAACCCUCAACUCUCAGUCUGUGACCUUUGGGAUGGGGACUCCUGUGAUGUUCCUAAGCUUCAAUCCAUUCUACAGGAGCCUGACCUAUCUCAAGUCACUAAGACUAUGUUUGAUAAAGGCAGAAAAGAUAGAAUCAUAAGGCACAGCUACACUAACCAAAGUUUGACUAAAGCUAUAUAUGCUAAUUUGAGUGAAUGGGAUAAGGUUGAUGGGGGUGAAUACAUUUGGAACAGAUUUCUAUCCCCUUCCAUGUCCUUCUUCUGUUGGAGAUUCUUCAACAACCUCCUGCCAACUGAUGAUAUUCUUAAACUUAAUGGAUUAAGAGGACCCUCUAGAUGUUAUCUCUGUCUGAAAUCUGAAGAGAAUAAUGACCACCUGUUUUUCAAUUGUGAGUUUGCUCAAGAGGUGUGGAAAAAACUCCUUACUAAGAUUAAAGGUGAGAACUUGGAUAAGGACUGGUCUAGUCUUAAAGCUGGUUGGCAUAGCUAG
Messenger RNA from Phalaenopsis equestris, 582 nucleotides. RefSeq lists its product as uncharacterized. Bases 1 to 582 code for a protein of 193 amino acids. The transcript has a single exon. Lineage: Eukaryota; Viridiplantae; Streptophyta; Magnoliopsida; Asparagales; Orchidaceae. The record is from RefSeq and is a predicted model, not a curated record.